AUGUCUCCAAACCUGCAGACUGCCGCCAUCCCGGCGGCAACAGUUCAGUCCCAUGCCUCCAACCUACUCCAACUCCCCGAUAAGACUCUCCUAUGCGCGUGGUUCGGGGGGUCCCAGGAAGGCCUUCCAGAUAUUAGCAUCUGGCUAUCUCGUCAAGAGCCAGGCGUAACUUCCUGGUCGAAGCCUGAAAAGAUCUCUUCAGACACCAAUCGAAGCUGCCAGAACCCAUAUGCUGGCAAUCAAGAUGGGGCCAUCGUCAUGGCUCGCACCUCAAGCGACAGUGGCAAGACCUGGUCACCGCCCCGCUAUCCUCUGAAAGGUGUCACUGGGGCGUUUGUGCGCCAGCCUCUUGUCAUCCUCGAGGACGGAACUUGGGUCCUUCCAGUGUUCCAUUGCCGAUCGACACCUGGUCAAAGGUGGAUCGGCAACAAUGACAUCUCUGCAGUGUUCUACUCCAAAGACGGCGGUCAAACGUGGUCCGAGAAUGUUGUGCCUGACAGCAUUGGCUCUGUACACAUGAACAUCAUCGCGCCAAAGAGCCAAGGUUCCAAAUACAUUGCGUUCUUCCGCAGUCGAUGGGCAGACAACGUCUACCGCUCAACAUCGCCAGAUGGUCUGAACUGGGCACCUCCCAAGGCGACAUCUCUUCCGAACCCUAACAGUGGCAUCUGUGCCACAAGGCUGCCGUCAGGAAACCUGGCCAUUGUAUUCAAUCGCUCCGCUGCCGAAUCUGACAUGGUCAAGCGAGAGGGUCUCUAUGAUGAUAUCACACCAGAAGACGACAAGAGACCGAAUCAAGCUUCGGUGAAUGGGAAGAACGCGAUUUGGGGAACCCCGCGGAAAACACUGACGGUUGCUGUGUCUAGCGACGAUGGCUUAACAUGGAAGAAAAAGGUCCUUGCGGAAGGUGAUGGGUUUUGCAUGACGAACAACUCAAUUGAGAAGACGAAUCGGGAGCUGAGCUAUCCUAGCAUCUUUGUUGAGAAGGAAAGCGUGCAUAUUGCUUUCACAUUCCAUCGCCAGUACAUCAAGUACGUUAGGAUAGACAACAUAGAGGAUUGGUUAGAUCAGGCCUAG
This is a messenger RNA of Colletotrichum phormii, 1077 nucleotides long. Its product is annotated as BNR repeat-like domain-containing protein. The coding region runs from base 1 to 1077 and encodes 358 amino acids. The record is from RefSeq and is a predicted model, not a curated record. The transcript is spliced from 3 exons. Lineage: Eukaryota; Fungi; Ascomycota; Sordariomycetes; Glomerellales; Glomerellaceae.